This is a messenger RNA of Oppia nitens, 921 nucleotides long. RefSeq names its product mucin-2-like. The transcript has 2 exons. Lineage: Eukaryota; Metazoa; Arthropoda; Arachnida; Sarcoptiformes; Oppiidae. Bases 1 to 921 code for a protein of 306 amino acids. The record is from RefSeq and is a predicted model, not a curated record.
AUGAAUAAUAAUAAUAACAUUCCGAUCGAGAUUACCAGCUAUGAUGUACAGUCACCCGACGGUGCCGUUACUCAGGUCACCGAAAUGCUCUACGAUGUGGCAAACAAUCCGUUCAGACAGCCGUUUCCAACAAUACCGCCAUCACUGCCAUCAUCACCACCACCACCACCGCCGCCACCAAUACUAACACAUCCACUGACACCAGUAAUACCGACAUUUCUAUCGCCAGUAGUGACACCAACUUUGAUACCGAUUACAACAGAUCCGUCAAUUAUUACUCGGCAUAUGACAACUCAUUUCCGAAAUACUGGUGGCAAUUCUUACGGACCAGAAUUGACAUCAUUGCCACCAUCAUCAUCAUCAUCGCCAUCAUCGCAGGCUAUCAAUACGGCAAUGUCGGCAAAAUAUAACAGCUUUACCACAACAACUAGACAACCGACAACAACGCCAACAAAACAAAUCUUGUGGAGCAGACAAAUAGAACCGAUAACUAUGGUCUGGACUAUUGAACCGACAGUAACAACAACCACACGUCCACCACCAACAACAACGACAAUAACAACAUCAUUACCAAUUGAAUUGGCGUCAGAAUAUAAUACUAGAAGAUUAAGAAAGAAGAUGAAGACAUCGACUACUCAUCGACCGAUACCUAUCUAUAACAAGAGCAGCUCUCGGGGCAGUCAAUCGGGAGGAGGGCUCAGCGGGGCUGCCAUUGCCGGCAUAGUUAUCGGCUCUAUGGUCUCUAUUGUACUGUUGGCCGGUGCAUCACUGUUUGUAAUGUAUAGAAAGCCUUUUAGACCAUCAAUAAGUCACAUAAUAUCGGCUACGCCACCACCACCACCAGUACCAGUGCCAGUACCACCACCAGGAUCAUCGGGGUCACCAACAAAUGAGCCAAAUUUGCAUACAUCAAGAGUAUGA